Molecule: messenger RNA, 939 nt
Organism: Sporothrix brasiliensis 5110
Lineage: Eukaryota; Fungi; Ascomycota; Sordariomycetes; Ophiostomatales; Ophiostomataceae
Exons: 3
Coding region: 1-939 (312 amino acids)
Source: RefSeq, a predicted model, not a curated record
AUGGAGGAGCGCUUAUUGUUUGCAGAAAAAUGGAUGCACGUGAUGCACCAGCGCUUCGGAAACAGCAAAAUUUCUGAGACAACAAGUUUCACGCUCAGCGUGGUCUACGCACUACCGCUGAGAGAAGUGCGUCGCCUUGGAGAGACGCUGAGCGGCAGCUCGCGGCAUCUGUGGAUCUUGUCGUUAAACGCUGAAGAAUUGUCCAACACGGCCCCAGCGACAACGAGCUCCACGGCGCGCUCCCAGGCCCAGGUUUCUGAGGAGCCGGGCUGCACGGACAAGGCGUGGAACAUGAUUUGCUUGACUCCGACGCUCCAUGGGUAUUGGGCAAAAGGUUACUUUGCCCUGCGCUGCCUCGGAGUGUCCCCUGUCGAGCUGAUGCAGACUCGACGGGAGCAUGACGAUGGAGAGACACCCGCAUGGGUCGCCAGGAUGGUCACACGCAGCGGCGGCAAGCCUCCGGUUCAUGGAAAAAUCACGCUCCAGAUGGAGUGGCUUCCGGUUCAGGCCAGCAGGACCGCAUCACACUCCGGAGGCAAGCCGAACAAAACCAGCAUCUGGAAUGAAAUUGUGCCAUCGGAGGAUCGAGAACAUUGGUUUCGGUCGUGGGAACGGUCCGAGCGCUACGGUGAAGCUACAGAAAGCAGUGAUGCUGGUGAGGGCGAUGAAGUUGGCGGGGCGCCUGUGAUCGGCGCAACGAACAUACGGACGAGCCGUGCAGUAGAGACGGGGGACUGUUUUUCUGUCACUCUUCCCACAAUGGAGGAAGCUUUCAAAAUGAAGGCCAUGAUUGAUAUUCAACAUGCGUACUUACGCAUGGCAAGCUUAUCCGGUGCUGCAGGCGACCCCGAUUUCCUGAAACACAGUUUGGACGACUGGGACGAGGGAGAUGGUGAUGGAACGGCGCCCAUUGGGCAGCAAGACAAUGCCGAGGACUAG